Messenger RNA from Aspergillus oryzae RIB40, 1296 nucleotides. Its product is annotated as flavin monoamine oxidase family protein. The transcript has a single exon. Lineage: Eukaryota; Fungi; Ascomycota; Eurotiomycetes; Eurotiales; Aspergillaceae. Bases 1 to 1296 code for a protein of 431 amino acids. The record is from RefSeq and is a predicted model, not a curated record. Gene Ontology annotation, molecular function: oxidoreductase activity.
AUGAAAGAACUUUUUGAUGUCGCAGUGAUAGGUGCUGGGAUGGCGGGAAUACUGGCCGCCCGAGAUCUCAGCCAGAAGGGUCAUUCUGUUGUCCUUCUCGAGGGUCGAGACAGAGUCGGUGGACGGACCUUUACGACCGAAGCCUUUGGAACCGAGCUCGAAUUGGGAGGCACCUAUGUGCACUGGACCCAUCCAACCAUUUGGCACGAGCUACAACGGCACGAUAUCUCAGUCUUUCCACCGUUGGAUUCGGAGAAAGCCUACUGGCUAGCGGAUGGAGAUGUCCACUCGGGCACAAUGAACGACUACUACGAAGCCCUCAAUCCCCUCAUGUCACAUUUGGUGCACGACGCUCGUUCCCAGUUUCCGAUGCCGUUCAACGUCAGUGCUUCAGCGAAUGAUGUCGACCAGGAAUCCCUCGAAGACCGCAUUGUAUCCUUGGGUCUCUCUGCCUAUGAACGUGACAUUCUCGAGGGAGCCAUGUCAGGUCUGGUUCACUCGUAUAGGGAGCAGGGUGUUGCCCAGCUCCUGCAAGGUGUAUCUGGCACCUUUGGGGACUAUAAUGGCUUCUUUGAAACUGCUAGCUUUUGGCAUAUAGAAGGUGGUACCAAGCGUCUGGCAGCUGCCAUGAUGUCCGAAUCGACUGCCACGUUACGCCUCCAGACACCCGUUCAAUCAAUUUCAGACAACGGCUCUUUUGUGACAGUAACCACACGUGCUGAUGAAGAUAUCCAUGCACGCUUUGUUAUCACUGCACUGCCCAUAAACACCCUGGAUGAUAUAACCAUCAAGCCCGAGCUUCCUGCACCGGUGCAAAGCAUGAUCGGCAGCAAGAAUCCUGUCAUGGCCAGCAAGAUAUACGUACGUGCCAAGGGUACCAUUGAACCAUUCAAUGCUUUUGCUCCGGCCGGGAAGAACCCUAUCAAUGCAGCUAGGGUCGAAUCGCGGUAUGAAGGAGACACCCUCAUCAUGUGCAUUUGCUCUGAUGCCGCAGCAAUCCAAGCCAAUGACCAUGAGGCGGUACAAGAAGCUUUGCGGAAAUUUGUUCCUGAGAUUGAGGUUGUCGAUACUGCUAGUCAUGACUGGGGUACCGACGAGUUUUCUCAGGGUGGCUGGGGAUGGUAUCGGCCUGGGAACCUCACAGGAGCCGCCCCACUGAUGCGACAACGCCAUGGUCGCAUUUUCUUUGCAGGGAGUGACAUUGCUUCACUCGGAGCUGGCUUCAUCGAGGGUGCUAUGCAGACGGGUGUAAUUGCGGCUCGCGAGGUUGCCACUGCCUUGGCGAAUGGAGAAUAA